Molecule: messenger RNA, 1295 nt
Organism: Sinocyclocheilus rhinocerous
Lineage: Eukaryota; Metazoa; Chordata; Actinopteri; Cypriniformes; Cyprinidae
Gene: fam174b
Product: family with sequence similarity 174 member B
Exons: 3
Coding region: 456-857 (133 amino acids)
Source: RefSeq, a predicted model, not a curated record
UCCCGUAAAUGGCACAUAUGGCCACACUAUCAACACCACAACUAUCAACGCGCGCCUUUAUUCCAUAACACCACGUUUGUGCCAAACGCUGAUGCGCAUUGGUUCGUCGUCGGUUUGGACCCUCCCGGAGCUCUUCCGGGUGUGGAUAACCCACAUUUCCUCCUGCCGACACGCAUUCCCAAGAAAACAUCCUGGAUAACGGGCCGAGCUGCGUGUGAGUGCAAACCAUCGAAUGAAACAGAGCACUGGAGGUGGAAGACAGAUAGUUCGCGAGAUACAGGAUAUGUUUGACGACCGACUGUGGGAACCGUGGAAUAUUUGAGAUGUCAGAGUGUCUUUUCCCAACACCAUUCGUCAGCCAGCUGUUGUUCACGUUUCGAGAACGCCGACCUUCUCUGUACUGACUCUUUUCAAUAAACAAGACAUUAAGCAAGCAGUUUAAAUAGGGAAACAAUAUGUGGCUAUAUACUUUGGCUAUUGCUCUUGUUGUCAUUGCGCAUGAGGUGAACGGAGAGCCACAUACGCGUCCAUCCUCAGCGACGCCGCUCAAUUCAACAUUACCCCCUCAAGAAGAAAAUUCAUCACAUAAUGAAACAGAUUCAGCGGUUGGAUCUCGUAUUUCUACUAUUUUAAGGGAUCUUCCUACCAUCAAAAGCAUUUCGAUUUUCAUCUGCGUAUUAACAGUCGUGCUAAUCACGUGCCUUGUCAUAAAAAUAUUCAGAUCGGCAAAGAAGAUCAGAAAAACUCGAAAGUAUGACAUCAUCACAACUCCUGCCGAGCAUGUAGAGAUGGCACCUUUAAAUGAAGAAAAUGAUGAAGAAGAGGACUCGACCCUGUUCGAUGUCAAGUACAGGUGAACUACAUUCUGCGCUCUGAGUCAUUGUUGAAGAUCUCUUUUAACCCCCCCCGGAUACCUCUGUGUGAACACAUCUAUACAGGAAUUGUGCUCGGCUUGAAUCUUCGGUGAAAGCAGUGGUUUGUUUGUUACAUGUUUUUUAUGUAUUAAUAUGUUUUGACAUUCCAAACCAGCUUGAAAUCUGAUGUUUUAUGAAAGCUUUUCUGUUGAAAGCACAUAAAGUUAAUCAAAGAGUGAAAACAAAUUUUUUUUUCUUUGCUCCAAAGAAGGGAGAUGCUAAAGUUAGUCCUCCACAAAUUAAUUAUUGCUUUAAUUAUUGCACAACUUUUCAUGUUUUUCCUUUUGCCCAAAAACAUUCCAGUUGUUUGGUAGAAAGUCAGUAAUUCAAUAUGAUAUAUUCAACAUUGCCCUUGAAUGUAUCAGGCAGCUUGAACAUUUA